Nymphaea colorata (pocket water lily) is the source of this 1750-nucleotide messenger RNA. RefSeq names its product DNA-binding protein RHL1. Gene Ontology annotation, biological process: DNA endoreduplication. Lineage: Eukaryota; Viridiplantae; Streptophyta; Magnoliopsida; Nymphaeales; Nymphaeaceae. Gene Ontology annotation, molecular function: DNA binding. The coding region runs from base 102 to 1439 and encodes 445 amino acids. The transcript is spliced from 12 exons. The record is from RefSeq and is a predicted model, not a curated record.
GACGCGUUUCCCUGUGAUCGGCAGUUCUGAAUCCGUCCUCCUUUGUCUACUGUAGUCCAUCAAUCACCCGGCCCAGACGCUGCAGGGACCGGGCUCAGGCCAUGGCUCCGCCGGCGAAGAAGCGCGAGAAGUCAUCGGAAGGAAGCGGCGAGGCGGCGGAGGAGCGGCCGCGGGAGCCCGUGGCGAAGAGGCGCAGGGCGGCAGAGAAGGAGGCAGCUCCCGAGGUCGACGAGCAGCGGGAGCGGCUACGCCGCUUCGCUGUGGAGAACGGCCUGCUUUCUCACUGCCGGGCGACCACUAGUGCGCCGCUGCUUCCGUCGAAGACCGCCAUAAAGCAGGACGGCCGCGACAUCGUGAAGAAAGGCGCCCGGAAGAACCGGUUCCUCUUCGCGCUCCCCGGCCUCUUCGCUCCCAUUUCCGGUGGUAAGAUCGGCGAGCUCGCUGACCUCCACACGAAGAAGCCCGUCCUCUACAUCGAUUUCCCCCAGGGACGGAUGAAGCUGUUCGGCACUAUCAUUUACCCGAAGAACAAGUAUCUGACCUUGCAACUGGCGAAAACAUCAAAGAGCAUCUUAUGUGAAGAUUGGUUUGAGAAUAUGGUUGUGUUUUCUGAUGCCUGGUGGAUUGGGACCAAAGAAGAAAAUCCUGAGGAGCUUAAGCUCGAAUUUCCAGAAAGUUUGAAAGAGGUGAAGCACACAGAGUACGAUUUUAAAGGUGGAGUUGGUGAUACACCAAUGGAUACUUCUUGCAUGGAUAAAUCUUCUCACAAGCAUGCAGCAGCACUUUCUCCUAAACCUGAAUUGACUGAUGAUGCUUCUGAUGAUUCUCGGCCUUUGACUGCUGACACAUCAAAUGAUGUCUUGGAAGUUACACCCAUUAGACAUUCUGCUAGAACAGCUGGAAAAACUAUCACAUAUGCUGAAGCUUCUUCAGGAGAUGAAGAUGUUGACAAUGGCAGUUCCAAGGAAGGAUCUGAAUCCAAUGGAGCAUCUGCGAUAGAAGAAAAGAAACAUGAUCAACAGCCAAGAAACUCCAAGAAGGAAGUUCCUGGCUCUGUUGAUGGUGAAGAUGGUCACGGAAGAGCACAGGGUGUUCCUUCAGUUAAAGCUAAGCAGUCGCCUUUGACUGCUGAGAGAUCAAGAGGAAAUUCCAAGAGUAAACAAGGAGGAUUAGUGCAAACUACUUUAGCAACUUUAUUUGAGAAAGUGGAGAAAUCAAAGAAGAGCCCAAGAGCAUCCCCAGCAUCAAAAGGAUCUAAUUGCAAGGUACAAUCAACAAAUUCAAAGAAAAAGGCCAGCCCCAAAGGGGUUAAAGGGCCUAUCAAUUAUCAAAAUAAUCACAAAAGUACAGGAAGUGGGACUAAAGCUUCAGGGAAACAAAAACAGUCAAAGGCUUUUGAUGUUUGCGAGGAUGAUAUAGAAGAGAUAUCAAGCGAUUGAGGUAUUUUAACAAAGAUUAGCUGGGAAAAUCCUCUGGACAGAUAGCUAAGGGGGAUUAAAGACGUGACCCUUUGAAAAACAAAAUUGUAGACUGCGAUACCGUGGAGGUAGCAGGGCUUCGGGAUACAUCACGGUGGCCAGUGCAUAUAUAGCUGCUCACGCUUACGCAAAGGAUGAGCAUGUUAGUAUAACUAUCAGGAGACUGUGGCUGUACAACUCCAUGAGUCAUUUAAAGCAACUUUUAAUCUGUCGAAGCACCUGUAUGAGACGAAAGUUUUCGUUCAUGUUAUAUGUUUAUGAGAAUUGUUGUA